Musa acuminata AAA Group (dessert banana) is the source of this 6398-nucleotide messenger RNA. RefSeq names its product protein RGF1 INDUCIBLE TRANSCRIPTION FACTOR 1-like. Gene Ontology annotation, molecular function: zinc ion binding. The transcript is spliced from 8 exons. Lineage: Eukaryota; Viridiplantae; Streptophyta; Magnoliopsida; Zingiberales; Musaceae. The coding region runs from base 5435 to 6175 and encodes 246 amino acids. The record is from RefSeq and is a predicted model, not a curated record.
UUUGUAAUUGUCGAUCGCCCCGCUUUCGUUAUGCAUACUCUCUCCGAUCGGUCAUCAUCGGCUCUAAAAAGCUGCUUCGCAAUUGGAAGUGCGAACGGGGCCGACACUGUGGUGGAACUUCGUUGUCGCAAGGAUCGGGAUUGGGCGUGCAUGGUUGAAAGCGAAGCGGUAGAUUUAUCAUUUCAACCCAAAGUAAACGGACCGUAAAGAAUGGACGCCUGAGGGAGUGGCCGCCGUUCCUGCUGCUGCCGCUACAUGAGAGGAGCGGCCUCCCUAGGGUUUUGUUUCUUCCCUUGAGGAGAAGAUGCGACACAAGGAGGGAGAGCCUUCGAUGUCGCUCUUGACUCUUCUUAGAGCUGCGACGUCCGUGCUCGGUGGGUCGCGCGACCGCUUCCCCUCCGACUCCUCCAUGGUUCGUUUCUUCAGGCCUUACUCUCCUCCUCCCACCUUCUUCGGUUUCGAUUUCACGUGGACUUGAAGAAUUGGAUAUUCGUUUGCGAGUUUCCGGUCUAUUUGUUAGCCAUGUUUUUUCGCUAUUUAGGGUUCUUAUCAAGAUUCGGUUUUUGUUGGCUUCUGUUGAUGAAAAUAAUCGCAAGUAACUUUCUUUCGCUUUCCAAGAUUCCUCUUUCUUGUGGUUGCGGUGGUUGGUGAACCACGGAUUUCGUGUUUUUUCAGUAAAGACAAAAAUCGGCACAAAUGUUGUUUCCUUGUAAAUCUUCCUCGUGUCCCUGGUCGGCUUGGUCACUUCUCAUGGGCGUGACUGAAGUCAACCUAUUCAUCGCGUCAAUUAUUUGUUCCCAUACAUUUCUUUUAUUUCUAAGUGAGUACCGAAGGAAUGGAAUAUGGAACCCAUUGACAUUGCCGAGUCUGACUGCUGAUGAUGAAGUGACAAGACUUUGAUGUGCACAUGGUUAAUAGAAUACUCUUCUUGUAGUGACUGUAAAGGCCACGCUGCAAGAUCUUAAGCUGCAUUGCGGUAACAUUCCUGCUUAUCUGAGAUCUGCCAAUUUUAAGAUUCAAUUGGGAAUUGCUUAUUUGAUAUUUUAUGAUUGCUGCUUCCUUUUUAUUUGGUAUGACUGAUUCUUGGUUGCAUAAAAUCGUAUAGUAAUUUGCCAAUAAGAUUGUGUGUCACUUGAUCAUGUCAUGACUGAAUCAGAAAUCAUGUGUGGACCUCAAGCAGCCAGUAAUACUCAUAGUAGGUGGGUUAACCAGGCAGCUUUUAGGAUAUAUCAUCCACUAAAUUAAUUAUUUUUUACAAACUCUAUAAUUGAGUUGCAUCCUUUAUUUUUUGGGUGAAAUUUCGUACAACGAAACAAAUCAUAGUUCACAUUUAGGGAAUAUCUUGAUCGUACUCAAAAUAUUUGUCUUGCUGACUGUUUGUUUUAUGUAUUGAAUGGAUAUUGCAUUUAUUACUGGAAGCCUACUGCUACAGAGAUAUUUUUCUGCCUUGAUGAUUUAGCCAAUUAUCUUGGUCUUGAUAUUUUUCAAAAAUGGGAAACGUCUUUGCAAAUGGAAAAUAGCUGGUUUUUAUUUGUAUGAUUAUGAGGACUUUGAAGAUUUUGAUUCUAGAAGGAUUUCUUAGUAGUUCAGGUUGGGUCAAAAACUAGUCUGAUUUUGCAUGUGGAAGUAUUCGAUUGGUUAGUAUGCCUACCAACAAAGGUCAAUAGCUCAGAUAUAUGGAUAUCUUAUUCCACCAUGGUUCUUUAUUAAACUGCAGAUAGAUAAUCAGUGGAACCAUAACCCAUCUUUCUUGAAUAAAGAAGUAGUCAUCUUGUGCAUAUAGAUGUUAGUCCACUUAAUUUCUUAAAAAACAUGGUGUGAAUCCUUGUUAUAUUAUUUUUCUUCCUUUUAAGUGCUUUGUCUAAUACGAUACCUUUUUUUUUUUUUGUCAUUUUUUAGCGUUGCUAGUCCUUUCAUUUUUCCUCUAAUAAUUUUCAUAUCCUUUUCUGUACGCAUAUAUAUUUUCAGUAUGAUUCAAUACAUGGAGUCUUCCCUUAUUCAAUAAAUUGUGAACUCGUGUUGCAUGUUCUGGUGGUAUCUGCAAUAUAAGCUUUUCUUUUAGUUCUCUAUUUCCUGUAUUAGUUGUGGGAGUCGAAUUCGCAAAUAAAUAUAUUGGAUUUUUUGUUCUUUUAAUUUGAGUUAAGAUAUAGGACAUUGUUUAUGUGGAUCUAAUAGGAAGUUUUAGGCCCAUGACGGUUCACUUCUUAUUUAACUUGCGCAUGAAUACACGUGGUUCCGAAUGACAGAUGAAUGAAUGGUCUUUUUUUUACCAAAGAUCCAGCUGAGAUCCCAUGGAUUGAUUUUGGAGGUGAAUACAUUGUUGAAUCUUCUGGUGUUUUCACAACAACAGAAAAGAUGGCAAUAUCAACUCCAUCUGCUGGGACUCCUCUGUUUGUGAUUGGUGUAAAUGAGAAGGCACAGGAACCGAGCAUCGAGCGGUGUCUCUAAUGCAAGCUUCACAACCAUAUUCUCAAAUUGCGGAGGUAGGCUGCUUCAUAAUACGUUCCUCUUGCCAACUAUCUUUUUUGUUGUUUGCCAAAUGUAUGAAAACUGAAGGUUUUUUGCUUUUGUAUGUCUAAUGUUUUGACAGUACUUUUAGUGAUCAUACUGCCAAAAGCCAUGUAGAAGAAUUUAGUAAUGCAUGAACCACUAGAACAAAUACGGUGAUUUUUCAGUCACCAGACUUGUGUGGUUUAACCGGUGCUUAACUUCAAGCCCCUUCCAUGUGGAAGAUGAUCCAAAAUCCUAUAGAGAUCCCCACUUUUUUAUAAAGGUAUGCUUGACAGCGUGAGGGCCUGAGGGCCCUCCGAAAGGCAUUUCUUGGGUAACCUGGUGAAGAUGUUGUCUCGAAUGAUUUCAUUGGCAACUCAAGGUGUUGAGAGUGCAACCUUAUAAUUAGGACAAAUCCUGCAUUUACGGAUGGCAUGCUUUGCUGUUUGUUUUCAGGUCUUUUAUCUAUGAUGCUCAUCUAUUAUCGGAUCAAGUGGCUCUACGGGUGAUGGACCUCAUCUGAUACCAUCGGAGCUGUCAUGGAUUCGUUUGUGUUGUCGAUCAGGUAAAAAAGAAGUCAGUAGAAUAAUUAUGUGGCCGACGAGGAGCGAGCCGGAAAGGUAAAAAGCAAUGGAUGAAAAGCCAAUCACCUGUCUCUCAAAAGAAAUCUCCCCCAACCCAUCAGGAUCGAUGAGUCCAUCUUUUCCAGAACGAGUACAGUACACCAUCGCAUGCAGCAGGUACCAAAAUCUCUGCCUUGCCAUCGAGCGACGGUUACUAGUGGAGUACCCAACUGGGAUGGGCUGUCCCCAACUCAAAGAGUAAAAGAAGAGGGAUGGAGGAGGAGUUGGAGCAGCAUGUGAACCUCUGCAUUUGGAGGUCAGACAAGAUGGUCCUGCAAGAAAAAAGUCAAGGGGAGAAAUAGUUGCAGGACAGCAACCCCUCGGUGCAUGCUAUUCAUCCAUCGCACGACAUUUGAAGAGGAGAGGGGAGAGGUGGGAGGUCGGUAAAAAAGAAGAACGAAGGAGAGAAAAAUGUUUUGUCUUGGCGAUGAGUAGGUUGAAGCAAAGAUCAUGUUCUAGAGAAAUGAAUGCACAUCAGCAUUAAUAUCCGGUGUCGGUAGGUAGGUAGGUAGUGGGGGAAAGUAUAUAUUCUUUGCGACGACAACAUCAUCAUCGUCGUCAGCGUCUUUUACAAGCAUAUCAAGAACAGGGAUCUGGACAUCGCAUGUGAGACAUGAUCGCUUGCUUCCGGUUGCAGAUUCAUGAAUCCUCAAGUUUUAGGAAGAGAAGCCUCAUCCGCGAGCAGUGUGAUACAGUGAUAUGACUGUGCUACACGAAGCAUCGCAUGCCGAGGAGGAUCCGAGCACCGAGUCACAAGGAUACGGCACUGUCGCUGACCCGCUGCGGUACUUGGCCUUUGGACGACAAACAGAGAUGUGCCUGUGCACACGCACACGCACACGCACAGUGAAGUCCUCGAGGUAAAAGAGACGGAGAACUUUGUUGUUGGGUCAGCUCGACUCGAGUAUGAACUUUCGCCCUUGGAGGGAGGGCAUCACAGCAGAGUUAAAAACCAGGGUGAACAUCAUCAUCAUCUUCAUCAUCAUCCGGUCGCGUUGCAGAAGUGUUCAGAAAAGUCCACACAGAAUUGGUUUGUAGGGCACAAGUGCAUGUGAAAGACCUCUGUCCCAUCCAUGCACAUGCACAGAAUUCUUUUUCCUCUCUUCCGCAUCAUUCUCACUCGCCCUCCUAUGAUUCAUUCAUUCACCGGGGUUUCUUCCCCCUUCCCAAGUUGAUGGUAUGUAUAGAUACAUCAAGUCGAUGAUUUGGAUGAUGCAGGAUCCUCCACGUGUCACAUCCCCCCACCCCCCCGGGGAUAAAUAAGCGUGUAGCAAGCGAGCAUGAACAUGUCCUCUUCUUCCUCGCUUCGCAUGGGAGUGGGAGGUGGAGGGGGAGAUGUCCUCCCACCGCCUCAUCACCAUUGGCCCUGUUUUGGUCAAACGUCGCGAAAGGAGUCGGGAACCCAAAAGCCUCGCGGUGGGGCCGCCGCCUCAAUCUUUCUGAAAACAGAGUCAAGCCAUACCAGUUUCUCUGUCAGGCGUUUCAACUGAAGUUGCAGUCUCUGAGGUGGUCAGAGAAGGUCCCUUCAGCCUUCGGUCGGUGCUCUAAAUAAAGAUGCAAGUCUUCAUCACCCUCUGCUUCGAAAGCUUUCCCCGAUAUGACGGCCAGCGACGCCACCUACUCCUCGUCAUCCUGGGGUGCACACGGCAUCAUCGUAAACGUUCACCUUACGACAAGCUAGUGAUGAGACACUCCCAUGUCAUCAAGAAAAUGGUCGAUCGGCAGAUAUGACGACAUGCUGCGUCUUCCAUGGCCUAUUGCCUUCUCCUGGUUGUGGAUAGCUUGGUUCCAUCUGAGCUUGCAAAGGCCACCUUGAUGAAUGACCAAGCCAGAGAGGCAGAGGAAGCAAAAUCGUUUUCCUUGUGCAACCUCAUUUUAAUUUUUCUUUGAGGGAGAAAAAGGCACAAGGAAACAGUAAUUGUGUUUCUGAAGCCCCCACCAAUUCCUCCGCUCCACAUUUCCGAAGAAAAACACUUAAAAACAGGAACGUAGAUCUAAAAAAUGAUUUGUUCAAGUAUCACUUCUCUUAAAUUUUCCUUAAAAAAUUGUUUUUUGGUGUAGCAUAUGUAUUCUCUGUUGCCUCGAUAUAUUUCUUUUUUGCUCCCCCGUCUUGUCACCCUCCUCUAUAUAUAAUAGAGGGAGCAAGGUCGAUACCCUUCCCCCCCUCUAAUCGUCUCAGCUCAGACUAAACCAGUCGUAGUACACGUGAAGAGAGAGAUAGAGAGAGAGAGAGAGAGAGACUUGGCUCAGAACAAUCUGAAGAGAAGAGAAGAGAAGAGGGGAGAGAGAGAGAGAGAGUGUGUGUGUGUGUGUGUGUGUUUAUGGGAAGAAGGGAGUAUGGAGGAGGAGGAGGAAUGCCGGGAUGGCUGGGCGCUCUGGUGGAAGAGAGCUUCUUUGUGGGGUGCGGAAGCCACGAAAAGCGGAGGAAGAACGAGAAGAACAUCUUCUGUCUCGGGUGCUGCACCAGCAUCUGCCCCCACUGCGUGCCCGCCCACCCUUCACACCCUCUCCUCCAGGUGCGACGCUACGUAUACAACGAUGUGGUUCGACUGGAUGAUCUGGAGAAGCUCAUAGACUGCUCUUUUGUUCAGCCUUACACCAUAAACAGCGCCAAAGUGGUGUUUCUGAAGCCAAGGCCUCAAUCUAGGCCCUCCAAGGUCUCUGGCAACACUUGCUUGACCUGUGACAGAAUCCUCCAAGAGCCCUUCCACUUCUGCUCCCUCUCCUGCAAGGUGGAUCACGUUCUGCUGCAAGGGGAGGAUCUAUCGAGCAUAUUGUUCCGGUUCGAGGAGUCCGAGCUUGCCUUCUCUCACUUCGAGAAUCUCCGGAUGGACAAUUCCGAUCCCCUCGACGACGACGACGACGACGACGACGGUCAGAUCACCGGCAGCGCAGUCCUGGAACGGCCAAUGCAGAGCAAGGUCGGCUCACCGUCGGGCCAUGGAGGGAAGGGUAGCUCGGGAACAAAGAAGAACAAGAGUAAUGCUGGCUUCUUCCCGCAGAUAGUCCUGUCUUUGAACAACAGGAGGAAGGGCGCCCCUCACAGAUCACCUCUCUCCUAGUGUCGUCGUCCCAUGCUUUCUCGUCAUUACUAGAUUAUGUGCAGUAUGUUGCCGGUCUAUGGAGGAAGAUUGAGGAUUUCCAUUACUGACUAGGUGGACAUAGAGGCACCCAUGUUUGAGGUUCGCAGCGCCCACCAAUUUUGUACUGAUGCAAUGGAAUGCACAACUUCCGUAUCUAUCCCUGUAGCCUUCGAAUGUAACGAUGGGGAUUUAUUUCUAUGCU